Metarhizium album ARSEF 1941 is the source of this 1395-nucleotide messenger RNA. Its product is annotated as C4-dicarboxylate transporter/malic acid transport protein. Gene Ontology annotation, cellular component: membrane. The coding region runs from base 1 to 1395 and encodes 464 amino acids. Gene Ontology annotation, biological process: malate transmembrane transport. The transcript has a single exon. Gene Ontology annotation, molecular function: malate transmembrane transporter activity. Lineage: Eukaryota; Fungi; Ascomycota; Sordariomycetes; Hypocreales; Clavicipitaceae. The record is from RefSeq and is a predicted model, not a curated record.
AUGGACAGCAACUUACGGGCAAAAGCCUCGCCCAACUACUCGGGCAGGCUCACGAGGCAUAAUUCGCUCGAAUCAUUCCAAAACCACCACCUACCGCCAUUGAGGACCGACGUCGAUCGAAGCUACCCGAUGGCACUUGACGAGAAAGCCAACAAGUUUGAAAGCAUGGCGUCGACGCCGACGCUCGAGGCCCAGGAGGAGGGCAAGGGCGGCGGCAAGGGCAGCGGCAACAACCACGGCGUCGGCCACGACCACGACGGCGGCGUCGACAUCUACGACCCCAACCGGCCCAAGCUGGGGCCCAAGCAGCGCCUGCACCACCUCACCUGGGCCUGGUUUACGCUGCCCAUGAGCACGGGGGGGCUGUCGCUGCUCAUAUAUGCGCAGCCGCACCAGUUCCCCGGCCUCCGGGCCAUGGGGACGGUGGUGUACGCCAUCAACAUUGUGAUUUACCUGUCGCUGCUGGCGCUCAUGGUGGCGCGUUUCGUCAUCCACUCGGGCGACAUGUCCAAGUCCCUCAAGCACCCGCGUGAGGCCUUGUUCGUGCCGACGCUGUUCCUGGCGACGGCGACGGUCAUCACCAGCUCGGACCGGUACGCCAUCCCCAAAAACGACGUCGGGCUCGUGUGGGCGGUGCAGGGCGCCUUCUGGGCCUACGUGGCCGUGACGCUGGUCCUCGCCAUCGGCCAGUACAGUUACAUCUUCGCGGCGCACAGCUACGGCCUGCAGACCAUGAUGCCGACGUGGAUCCUGCCCAUCUUCCCCAUCAUGCUCUCGGGCACCAUCGCGUCCGUCAUUGCCGAGACGCAGCCCGCCGCCGCCGCCAUGUCCAUCCUCGUGGCCGGCCUGUCGUGCCAGGGCCUGGGCUUCGCCGUCGCCGUCCUCAUGUACGCCCACAUGGUCGGCCGGCUCAUGCAGUCCGGCCUGCCGAACCGGGAGCACCGGCCGGGGCUCUUCAUGUGCGUGGGGCCGCCGGCCUUUACGGCCUUGGCCAUCAUCGGCAUGGCCAAGGGCAUCCCCGCCUCGGCCAACCAGGACCACCUCGGCAUGCCCGUCGACCUGACCACCAUCCGGACCCUGGCCCUCAUCAGCGCCAUCUUCCUGUGGUCCCUGAGCCUCUGGUGGUUCGGCAUCGCCGUCGUCGCCGUCGUCCAGGCCGUCCCCAAGUACUUCCACCUGGGCUGGUGGGCCAUGGUCUUUCCCAACACCGGCUUCGUCCUGGCAACCAUAGCCAUUGGCAAGGAGCUGGACAACGAGGGCGUCUUGUGGUUUGCCACUGGUCUGAGCAUCUGCUUGCUGGGCAUGUACCUUUUCGUCUUGUUCUGCAACAUCAAGGCCGUCAUUACCCAGGACAUUAUGUACCCCGGUAGGGACGAGGACGUCGAAGACCACUAG